AUACAGGCCACAAGACUGGAGGAGCAGUAGGUGACACAUGCGCUUUUACGCACGAACAGGGGCCUUUGGUUUUUACGCACGGUUUGACGCGGCACUCCGUGACCCCUCCACGCUGCGCCAUGACUCUCUCCGGUGACUCUGAAGCAUCACAACACGCCGCUCUGUCUCUGGAAGAGGAUGAGACCGAUGCAGUGGACCACGGGGCGUCUGCGCACAAGAAUCAGGAAUCCAACAUGGACCCGGCCUUCUCAGCAGAGUCCGGUACCGAGUUCGACUCUUCUGGCGAGAGUGACAACAGCUUCUCCGCAUCCACGAAAGCCCAGAGCAGUUCUGUGAAGCCUCCUUACUCCUACAUCGCCCUCAUCACCAUGGCGAUCCUGCAGAGCCCGCUGAAGAAGCUGACCCUGAGCGGCAUCUGUGACUUUAUCAGCAACAAGUUCCCCUACUACAGAGACAAAUUCCCCGCUUGGCAGAACUCAAUCCGCCAUAAUUUGUCCUUAAACGACUGCUUCAUCAAGAUCCCGAGGGAGCCCGGGAACCCUGGCAAAGGUAACUACUGGUCUCUGGAUCCUGCUUCAGAGGACAUGUUCGAUAACGGUAGUUUCCUUCGGCGCAGGAAGCGCUUCAAGAGAAACCCGCCCGAGUUUGGUAAAGAUGGAAUGAUGUUUUACUCAAACUUCACAUGCUACCGGCCGUAUGCGCAACCAUACACUCUCCAAAGUCAAAUCAGCCCUCAAAUCCGGUGCCUGCCACUCCCAGAGGGGCUUGCGGCGCCGCACUCUUAUUACCUGUCACUACAAAGUCACAGCAAGUCCAACGGGCCGAAAGACGUGGUGGGAGCGCAACUUUGCGCAACUGAGCCAAAGCUUGACGCACAGGCAAAGUGUUCGUUCAGCAUCGACAGCAUCAUGAGUAAACCGUCUCAAAUAAACCCACAGAAUCUAAACCCACAGAGCGUUCUGGGUUACCGCCAUCUCGUGUCAGGUCUUACUGCAGCCUGGUUGGUACCAGCGCUCUCGCAGGCUCCAAGGACGCCGUUUUGCCGCGGUGCCACGGCGCACACUGCUCCAGAGGAACAGCGCAAACUCUCUUCCCGACCACGCUGA
Molecule: messenger RNA, 1106 nt
Organism: Thalassophryne amazonica
Lineage: Eukaryota; Metazoa; Chordata; Actinopteri; Batrachoidiformes; Batrachoididae
Gene: foxd5
Product: forkhead box D5
Biological process (GO): regulation of transcription by RNA polymerase II; cell differentiation; anatomical structure morphogenesis
Molecular function (GO): RNA polymerase II cis-regulatory region sequence-specific DNA binding; DNA-binding transcription factor activity, RNA polymerase II-specific
Source: RefSeq, a predicted model, not a curated record